AUGGAAAACGACAAGGGUCAACUAGUCGAACUUUACGUUCCAAGAAAGUGUUCUGCCACCAACAGAAUUAUCAAGGCCAAGGACCAUGCCUCUGUCCAGAUCAACAUCGCCAAGGUUGACGAGGAGGGCCGUGCCAUCCCAGGUGAGUUCAUCACCUACGCCUUGUCCGGCUACGUCAGAGCCAGAGGUGAAGCCGACGACUCUUUGAACCGUUUGGCUCAAAACGACGGUUUGUUGCAGAACGUGUGGUCUUACUCCCGUUAA
Molecule: messenger RNA, 264 nt
Organism: Lachancea dasiensis
Lineage: Eukaryota; Fungi; Ascomycota; Saccharomycetes; Saccharomycetales; Saccharomycetaceae
Source: the annotation of a GenBank genome assembly